This is a messenger RNA of Colossoma macropomum (tambaqui), 2274 nucleotides long. RefSeq names its product trypsin-3. Gene Ontology annotation, molecular function: serine-type endopeptidase activity. Lineage: Eukaryota; Metazoa; Chordata; Actinopteri; Characiformes; Serrasalmidae. The record is from RefSeq and is a predicted model, not a curated record. The transcript has 6 exons. Bases 118 to 879 code for a protein of 253 amino acids. Gene Ontology annotation, biological process: proteolysis.
ACCUGGGGGACAGAUGUGGUUACAGUAUAAAAAGCAAUAGAAGGUUUCCCAGGGUCACCAAUGCUGGAGCACACCUGUUAUCGCUGACCUGCUCUGCGCUUGAGAAAUUUUUUAAACAUGAAGAAAUGUGUUGAAUAUGCACUGCUUCUCAUCAUUUUCAUUAUUCAAGGUUCUCUACAGCAAAGAAUCAUUGGAGGACAAGAGGUUGAGCCCUAUUCUAUUAAGUACCAGGCCUCCAUACAGUACAACAACAACCACUACUGCGGAGGAACGCUCAUAAACGCACAGUGGGUGGUGUCUGCUGCCCACUGUUGGAAGCCAAACUAUUUGAUCAAAGUUGUGCUGGCCGAGCAUGAUCUGUCCAAGAAAGAGGGAGUCGAGCAGGUGUUCAAUGUCUCCAGAACGCUGGUCUACUACCUCUACAACUACAGGACAUUUGACAACGACAUCAUGCUCCUGAAACUUGAACGGCCAGCCGACCUGAACGCCUAUGUCCAGCCAGCUGUGCUGCCAAGCUCGGACACCCUGCCGAUGUACGGAGGCAUGUCGUGCACGGUGAGCGGCUGGGGGGUCACACAAGUCUACAGCUACUACCUGUCCCCUGUACUCCGCGCUGUGGACGUGCAGAUCAUCCCAAACUGCCAAUACUACUACUACUUCAGAAUCACAGACAACAUGGUGUGUGCCGGAUCUCUGCUGGGAGGUAAAGAUUCAUGCCAGGGUGACUCCGGUGGUCCUCUUGUGUGCGACGGCAAUUUUGAAGGUAUCGUCUCCUGGGGCAUCGGCUGUGCCAACCCCUACUUUCCUGGCGUCUACACCAAGAUUCGCAACUACAUCCGCUGGAUCAACUGGAUCAUCAGCGACACCACCACCGACUAGACUGUUUGUGCUUUUUAUAUGUGGACAGUCGGGUGCAAAAAGGGCAUGUUUUGUUGAUUUUCUACCUGAAAAUAAGUGCACAUUCUCUGCCCAUUAUAAUGUACAAUUACUGUUUAUUUGCUGAAUUUAACAUAUUAAAGGAAAAAUUACAGCAAAUAAACUGAAACUGUGCUGUAAAAUUUGCAGAAAAUUGCCAUAUUUAAGUGUGUUCUCUGUAGAGGGUGUGUUAGAAAAUCAACAAAACAUGUUAUUUGACUGGGGCUGUUCAAACCUUUGCACACGACAGUAUAUAAUAUUGUUGUCUAGAAGUGUAAAUCUCUGACUUCACAGUGAUUCGUUUCCAUUACGAUUCUUUAGGAAAUGAUUCAAUGCAUUAUGAAUACUCAAAUUUCACCACAAUUCAAUUAUAUAAUGAUUCAGAAUUGUUGCUAAAAAUGCAUUGAAUACACAGAUGAGACUGGAGGAACGAUUUACACAGUAGUGGAAUAUUGACAAUAUAAACAGUCUAGUCAAAUUACAUUUGAAAAUAGCCUGAGAAUUUUGUUUGCCAGAAAAUGAGUAAAUAUUUAACUGAAUAUCAUUAUAUUUGAUUAGCAAUCAUAACAUUCCAUUGAUUAAUGUGGUUGAAUUGCCACCUUCAGAGUGACCAAAUGCUUUUUUUUACACCCCUACUUUUGUCCAUACAGUGUCCACAUAUCAAGUCAUAAGCUAUACUAACCUUUAUAGUCAAUUAUGAGGGUCUAAUUAAAAGGGGAAAAGGGGGCUUCUUUAAUGUUUGUGCCAGUGGCCAAAUCUUAUAGCUAUGGUAGUGUUUGCCCGUAAUAACAUGAACAUGACUGGAACAAAAAAACAAUCGCUUAACGGUCAGGCAGAUGUUAAAGCUUACGUCAAAGGGAAAAAUGUCAGUUUGUGUCGAGACUGCUGUUUGUUUUGGCCUGUGUUCAAACCGACAAGACUAAAACGCUGAUGAAAUGUUAUUCCACCCUGCAAAAAGGGCAGUAAAUGACUACGCUGUAAUACCAAAAAGCAUCUGGCUGCGGUAUUUUCAUCUAAACAAAUUGGUAGUAAUGAAUAUAACAUCCCUCAUUCAACUCACAUCGCAUUUCCUUGACAAUCUUCUGCAUAACGUCCUGGCGUAGGACCACACUGCAAUUACAAAAACAUUAUAUUUCCUUGCUAUCACUGCAGUGGGUUCCUCCCAGGUUGUGAAAAUGAGAAAACUAUUAUUGCAUCUUUUCAGUGAAGUGGGGCUUCAUCUAGUUAAUCUUAAGCUAUUUUUUUUUUAAGAGCAAGAUGAUUUCACCAUGAUUUCACACAAAACAUCACCGUCAUUGCUCAGUGACCUUUAAACACCAGCCCCCCCCACAUCUCUUUCUUAGUGUAGUGGAGCGAAAG